Molecule: messenger RNA, 7282 nt
Organism: Pecten maximus
Lineage: Eukaryota; Metazoa; Mollusca; Bivalvia; Pectinida; Pectinidae
Product: putative pyridoxal-dependent decarboxylase domain-containing protein 2
Exons: 24
Coding region: 21-2705 (894 amino acids)
Biological process (GO): carboxylic acid metabolic process
Cellular component (GO): intracellular membrane-bounded organelle
Molecular function (GO): pyridoxal phosphate binding; carbon-carbon lyase activity
Source: RefSeq, a predicted model, not a curated record
GCCAGCGUGUAACGACAAACAUGGCGUCUGCUAAUAACAACGUACACACUCCUCCAGGAAUGGAAGAUUCCACCAUGGAGAUGGACAGGCAGUCACGACAAACAGAGGAAGAUAAAUCAAUGGUGCCCAGGGCUUCCCCGUUUCAUCCUGCAAAUGAAAUGUUUGGAGGACAGGAUCAGCAACUCUUUCAGAUGUUCAUGGAUCCAAUGAUGAAGGAGCUUGAGGAACAUGUAGCAAUAAACUCAGAACUUCUGGACAAACUGAAUGAACAAAUGGAAAAUGAAAGGAAAGCGCGAAUUAAAGCCAGGGCCACAGCACAUAUACCAGAAGCCUUGAAGGGAGAGGGACAGGGCAUGAAGACUGUGAUGAGAUCUAUAGAAAACUUAAUGGUGUUUGGAGAGAAAGAUGUUGAGUUUGAGGAAGAAGAAGAAGAGGAAGAAAUUGUGAAUGAAAACAAUACAGGUACAGAGACUGAUCAUGACCAGCAUAAUACAAAUGAUGAGGAACAGACACAUGAGGAUGGAGACGAGGAAGUAGAUGAUGAUGAGGAAGAUGAAAGCUUUGAAGAAGAAAAGAGAAGACACCGCACUCUGUUACCAGCAUUAGAUGAACAUGGCAGAGCAGCCAUUUUAGCUCACAGUUUGGCCAGCUAUGCAUCUAUGCUUAAUGAAGAAAAUCUCAAAAAGUUCACAGAGAAAAUCACAUCAGACUGUAAUCUCUGGUUAUCAAGGUUGUUCAGGUUUAUGGAUGCAUCUGCCGUGUUCUGUGAGGAUGAGCGUGAUGGGCUGGUGAAGAUAUGCCGCCUUGCUUUGUAUCAGAAGUACCCCAAAUAUGCUGCAGAAGGGUUUGAAGCCCUGUACUCACGCCCUCCAGUCAUCUACAUUAGUGCUGCCGCUAGACCUGAUCUCAGUACUUACCUUUGUCUGCAGUUAGGACUACCCAUGUCAAGUAUAAGCACUGUACCAUGUGAAUCUGGAGCUGAACCUAGUCAUAAAAUGGAUAUAUCAAUGCUUGAGAAGCUGAUUCAGGAUGAUAUCGCUGCAGCUAAAACUCCAACACUGCUUGUUGCCUAUGCAGGAACACCACUCACAGGUCAUGUUGAUGAUGUAGACAAAUUACAAGACAUUUGUAAGAAGAACUCUAUCUGGCUCCAUGUUGAAGGAAACAACCUUGCCACACUUACACUGGUGUCCGUGCCAACAUCAAUACUGUCGUGUAAGGCGGGAGACAGUAUGACAAUCUCUCUAGGCAAAUGGUUGGGGAUUCCUGGUCUUCCUCACGCUACCCUGUACAAAGCGUCAGACCCAGCUCUGGUGCAUGCUGCUGGCCUCAAUACCUUCAACCCCCAAAUCAAACUCAACUGUCUGCCCAUCUGGAUCUGUCUGCAGAGUCUCGGUCAUGAUGGUAUCGUGGAGCGUGUCAAGCAGUCUUGUGACUUGGCAGAAUACUUGAACACAGAACUGGAGAAGCUGAAGACUAUAAAACAGGUGACAAAGGAGAAAAAGGAAGAUGAUACUCCAGCCAAUACCAUCCGUGCAAUGAUCACCCGUGCAAUCAAUGCUCUGCUUGUGUUCGAAAUUGUGUCACCAACAGUGGUAUUUAGAUAUAUUGAAGAAAAAGAUGAAGGCUUACAGAUCGCUCCCUACUCCUCCACAUCACUGACAACAGAGGACAACACACAGGAGGAAACCAGCUCCUCAAUGUAUUUUGAUGCCCUCAAUGUGUGGCUUGGCGACACUCUACAGUCCGAGAACCCUGGUGUAGAUCUGCGUGUGGCGGAGGUGGAAAAUGAGGGUGUAUGUAUCCGGUUCUCUCCCCUGGAUAGUGCACAGGCAAGAGGGACAGUUUUGGAAGACAUGGACGCACUACUAGAAUGCCUAAAGACCCAAAUAGCUAUUCUGGAUGCCACAGUUUUGAACCGUGACAAGCUGAAGACCUUGAUAUCGAGAGAGCAGCGACUGAGAUUACUAGACAUGCCAAGCUGGGCAGGUCUAGGAGUUGUACAAUAUUUACCUGAGUCAUGGCAAAACAAAGGAGAUGACUUACCAGAGGAAGCUCUAAAGGAAAUCCAUAUCAUCAAUACAGAACUAGUACAGAGGCUCAAGUCACAGGACACUGCCUUCUCCUUGGGUUUCACGGACAAUGAUGUUGCAUGUGUAAAGUUUGGACUGAUCACAGAAGAUACUUCCAUAGAGUCUCUGUUAGAAAUGGUCUGUGUUUCUGGCAAGGAAGUGGAGGACUCCUCAAAGUACUUGGAAACUCUGGCAGAGGUGGUGAAACAAGGAAUUGAGGCUGCCAACCAGGAUCUUGAAAAGGAAAAUCUAUCAAAAAUUCAAAAUGAGGGCGUGCUGCGACAAGUACCACUUGUUGGUUCCCUACUGAAUUGGUGGUCCCCUCCACCCAAAGACAGUAUCAAGGGACGUUCUUUCAACUUGGCUUCAGGCCAAAUAUCUAGCACAGAGCCUCUGUACAAAUACCAUAUGCAAAUCCAGGAGGACAAUUCAUCAAAAUCUCCCAACAUAUCACCUCGGCAACAGCCGACCACAUCUCCAGGCAGUCCUACACAAAGGUCAGCAGGGGAGGUUAAAGCUAGUCUGACUAAUGAGGUGAACAGUGUUGGAAGGAGUCAACCAGUGUCUCCAGGGACAGAUGUUCCUGACUCAGGGGCAAACAUUUCUGUGGAGGAGGCAGAGGAGGCAAGCUAAUCUCCAGCAUGGCCUUUGUGUCUGUAACACCAACUACAGUUCAGAAGGAGAGUCCCGCAAUGAAUUGUUUGCAAUUACAACUAACAAGGAUCUGAGAAUUAGUUUACAGAAGAUCAUAUCUGUUUAACAGUUAUGAUCUACAAAAAGAGACUCAGAAUAUUGUAAUGUUGCUGUAGUUUCAAUUCUGAACUAUUUUGUAAAAUCUUUGUGUUGGAGUAUCCUGGGGUAAAAUGUCAUUUACAUGUGCUCAUAAAACGAUUACAGCUUUACUAGAGGUUGAUAAAGUGCAUUUUUGCGAUCAAUAUAAUCAUUCAAAAUAUUAGUCUGGAUUUAAACAAAGGUGUUUAUAAAGGGACAUUGGUAAACUGGUAACAUCCUAUGUUGUUUGAUAAUUAAGAGGGAAUACAGUUGAUAUCGGAGCUUUUUUCUAGUAUAUGCUUUUCAUUAAUCUUCAUUUUAUUUGUACUAUCCAAAAUAUUCACAAGUAUCAAAAAUGUUUAAAUAAAGGUUUUAUGAAAUUUCUUACACAUUUUUGAAUAUAAACAUCUUUGUGAAUAAUAGUCACUUUCACAUAGAGAAAUGCUAUAUGUGUUGUUUCUAUCUAUAGUCAAAUAAUCUUGUAUACAUGUUAUUAUUCAUAAAUUUGUGUAAGUUGGUGUGUUGUUAAUUCUAUAGAAUCGAUACUUGUUCAAGGUUUUUUUGUUCACUAGUUGUUUCUCCUCUGUGAUAUUUGGUUCACUUUUGUUUGUCUGAAUUGUAACAUUAAACUUCCCAUGAAAGCCUAUGGGUGUUUAAAACCAGUCAAAUACCAUUAACCUGUCAUUUGUUUGAGAAAUCAGUUAUCAAUGGAUUUUUGUCUUUCUCCUGAGAUUGUCUUAUGUUUCUCUUUCUCGUGAGAUUGUGUGAUGCUGUACUCUUUCUUGUGAGAUUGUGUGAUGUUUUACUCUUUCUCGUGAGAUUGUCAGAUGCUUUACUCUUUCUCGUGAGAUUGUGUGAUGCUGUACUCUUUCUUGUGAGAUUGUUGGAUGCUUUACUCUUUCUUGUGAGAUUGUGGGAUGCUUUACUCUUUCUCGUGAGAUUGUGUACACUUUUUCGUGAGAUUGUGUGAUGCUUUACUCUUUCUCGUGAGAUUGUGCGAUGCUUUACUCUUUCUCGUGAGAUUGUGGGAUGCUUUACUCUUUCUCGUGAGAUUGUGGGAUGCUGUACUCUUUCUCGUGAGAUUGUGGGAUGCUGUACUCUUUCUCGUGAGAUUGUGAGAUGCUAUACUCUUUCUCGUGAGAUUGUGUGAUGCUGUACUCUUUCUUGUGAGAUUGUUGGAUGCUUUACUCUUUCUUGUGAGAUUGUGGGAUGCUUUACUCUUUCUCGUGAGAUUGUGGGAUGCUAUACUCUUUCUCGUGAGAUUGUGUGAUGCUGUACUCUUUCUCGUGAGAUUGUGUGAUGCUUUACUCUUUCUCGUGAGAUUGUGUGAUGCUUUACUCUUUCUCGUGAGAUUGUGUGAUCCUAUACUCUUUCUCGUGAGAUUGUGUGAUGCUUUACUCUUUCUCGUGAGAUUUUGUGAUGCUUUACUCUUUCUCGUGAGAUUGUGUGAUGCUUUACUCUUUCUUGUGAGAUUGUGUGAUCCUAUACUCUUUCUCGUGAGAUUGUGUGAUGCUUUACUCUUUCUUGUGAGAUUGUGGGAUGCUGUACUCUUUCUCGUGAGAUUGCGUGAUGCUGUACUCUUUCUUGUGAGAUUGUGUGAUGUUUUAUUCUUUCUCGUGAGAUUGUGUGAUGCUUUACUCUUUCUCGUGAGAUUGUGUGAUGCUUUACUCUUUCUCGUGAGAUUGUGGGAUGCUUUACUCUUUCUUGUGAGAUUGUGUGAUGCUUUACUCUUUCUUGUGAGAUUGUUGGAUGCUUUACUCUUUCUCGUGAGAUUGUGGGAUGCUUUACUCUUUCUUGUGAGAUUGUGGGAUGCUGUACUCUUUCUUGUGAGAUGCUGUACUCUUUCUUGUGAGAUUGUGGGAUGCUUUACUCUUUCUUGUGAGAUUGUGUGAUGCUGUACUCUUUCUCGUGAGAUUGUGUGAUGCUUUACUCUUUCUCGUGAGAUUGUGUACACUUUUUCGUGAGAUUGUGAGAUGCUGUACUCUUUCUCGUGAGAUUGUGAGAUACUUUACUCUUUCUCGUGAGAUUGUGCGAUGCUUUACUCUUUCUCGUGAGAUUGUUGGAUGCUUUACUCUUUCUCGUGAGAUUGUGGGAUGCUGUACUCUUUCUCGUGAGAUUGUGGGAUGCUUUACUCUUUCUUGUGAGAUGGUGUGAUGCUGUACUCUUUCUUGUGAGAUUGUUGGAUGCUUUACUCUUUCUUGUGAGAUUGUGGGAUGCUUUACUCUUUCUCGUGAGAUUGUGGGAUGCUAUACUCUUUCUCGUGAGAUUGUGUGAUGCUGUACUCUUUCUCGUGAGAUUGUGUGAUGCUUUACUCUUUCUCGUGAGAUUGUGUGAUGCUUUACUCUUUCUCGUGAGAUUGUGUGAUCCUAUACUCUUUCUCGUGAGAUUGUGGGAUGCUGUACUCUUUCUCGUGAGAUUGUGUGAUGCUUUACUCUUUCUUGUGAGAUUGCGUGAUGCUGUACUCUUUCUUGUGAGAUUGUGUGAUGUUUUAUUCUUUCUCGUGAGAUUGUGUGAUGCUUUACUCUUUCUCGUGAGAUUGUGUGAUGCUUUACUCUUUCUCGUGAGAUUGUGGGAUGCUUUACUCUUUCUCGUGAGAUUGUGGGAUGCUUUACUCUUUCUUGUGAGAUUGUGGGAUGCUGUACUCUUUCUUGUGAGAUGCUGUACUCUUUCUUGUGAGAUUGUGGGAUGCUUUACUCUUUCUCGUGAGAUUGUGUGAUGCUGUACUCUUUCUCGUGAGAUUGUGUGAUGCUUUACUCUUUCUCGUGAGAUUGUGAUGUUAUACAAGUUCUCCUGAGAUAUCAUAUGUUUCCUCCCUAGAUUAUGUCUUGUGAAUUCCAUCAGCAGUUACAUUCCCAUAUUUACUUUGUAUAUGAUCUAUGCUGAGUCAUUAGCAAUAUUUAUGAUGUAAAUAAAAGGCUGUGUGAGAAGGUAGGAUUAUUUAUUGUUCAGCUGUUGAUGUUUUAUAACAUGGUGAACUGUAAUCCAUUUCCUGUCUGUAGAAUUACAUGUCUGAUAACCAUUGUGUGUUUUACUUUUUGCUAUGAAAUGUGAUCUUUCCUGUGGUAUCUGCUGUUUACUUUUGAUCAUACUACUUACCAUAAUGAUCAUGUCAUAGCUGAUGCUUUUAUACAGAUUAUUUAUUAUGUUUACACUGUUUUUACUUAAUUUUUUUUCCUUCUUUUUUUUUUAGCAUAAGAAAAUAUAUUUCUUCAUUAUAAUAAUGAAGAAAUAUAUUUAUUCUCUCUAAUAAGAAUAUGAUUAAUCCUACACACAGUGAAAAACAUACCAUAUGAAAUGCUACAAAAGUUUAGUUUCAUACUGAAAUCCAAGGUUAAGAUAAACAUUUCCACUGGAUGAACUGGAAUGUCAGGAUUCUCUGCAACUCCUAAAGGAGUAUAAAGCAAAUUUGUAACUGAUUUUGUGUAUGUUUUGAUGUUAUUGUUAAUGAUGUUUAGAGGAUUGAAGGCAGGGUUCUGUGGUAGACACCCAUAUAGUAAGUUAAACUGGCAAUCAACUUAUUGUUACUGAUGUUUAGAGGUUGAAGGCAGGGUUCUGUGGUAGACACCCAUAUAGUAAGUUAAACUGGCAAUCAGAGAUUUAGUGAAGAGUUCCUUCUUUUUUUUAGAUUGAGUUUGUCCUCAGCCAUAGAUUCUUUACAUUUGAUGCAGUUUCAUCUGCUGUAGAGAUAAAAGACCCACAGGUUUACUUCCUUAUAUUCAUAUAUUUUAAGUAAUUGUAAGUAGACAUUCUGGCAAAAGUAUGCAGCUUAAAGUGACAAUGUUGGAAGUCUGACUUCUCAUUGUAGGAUCUACAAAACACACCAUGUUUAAAAUAUUUGAUUCUUUUUAGAGGGUUUUUCAUAAAAUCUAUUGAGAUUAAUAUAUUUCUGUUAUUGAUUGAAUGCAUAUUAUUUAUUAAUCAUUUAUUACAAUGUGUGUGAGCAGGAAAAAGUGAAUGAUUCAGUGUGCGAGUAUGGAAAAAAAGACAUGGAGUUUUAACAUUAUUUAACACUAUAAUAAUAAUUACUUGCUAUAAUAAUUGAUAUUACACAAUUAUGUAGUUCAUCACACUUAAGUCAUGACUUAAUAUAUAAUUAUAAGCCUCAUUUUAUUGUUGAUGGCUUUUCCGUAUAUAAUUGAAGCUGCCAAUUACAAAAAGAUGUCAAAAUUAUUUUCCUUUAACUUUAAAAAAUCUGUCCUCAAAGAGCUGUAUUUAAGAACUGACAUUAAAAUUUCUGUGUACACUUUUGGAGGUAGGACAGAUUACUCUAGUGUAAAAUAGUGUCUAGCUUUAAUCAGGUUGGAAUUAUCUAACGAAGCUAAACUUUACAAGUUCAAUCUUAAGUGGGAGUGACAGAGGGAGUGAUUAUCUAUUGACAUGAGCUGGUGACUAUCAGUUUGUCAGCACCAACAAUAUAACCAAUAAAUUUGGGAUCUACA